Cuculus canorus (common cuckoo) is the source of this 4135-nucleotide messenger RNA. RefSeq names its product cell division cycle protein 20 homolog. The record is from RefSeq and is a predicted model, not a curated record. The transcript has 16 exons. Bases 16 to 1311 code for a protein of 431 amino acids. Gene Ontology annotation, biological process: anaphase-promoting complex-dependent catabolic process; positive regulation of ubiquitin protein ligase activity; positive regulation of anaphase-promoting complex-dependent catabolic process. Gene Ontology annotation, cellular component: anaphase-promoting complex. Gene Ontology annotation, molecular function: protein binding; anaphase-promoting complex binding; ubiquitin ligase activator activity. NCBI's taxonomy places the organism in Eukaryota, Metazoa, Chordata, Aves, Cuculiformes, Cuculidae.
AAAGAAGGAUCCAGAAUGCAGAGGACGCAAAGGAUCGCUGGGCCAGAUCGCUACAUUGCCAGCCGUAGCGCUCUGGACGUGGAUGUGGCCAAGUUCCUCCUGACCAGACAGAAGGACCCUGCUGAGGUGUCACCUGCCAAGAAGGAGCGCCAGAGAGCCCGGGCAGUGAUUCUGAACGGCUUUGAUGUGGAAGAGGCAAAGAUCCUGGGCCUCAGUGGAAAGGAUCAGAGCACUGUGGCAGGCUUUCAGAACAACCUCAAAGCGCUCUACAGGCACCAGGUGAUGCCUGGGUCCAUCAGGAGGAAGGGCCGACGCAUUUUGUCCGCAGCAGACCGGAUCCUGGAUGCUCCAGACAUCCGCGAUGACUAUUAUCUGACUCUCCUUGACUGGAGCACUCAAAACCUCCUGGCGCUGGCUCUGGACACCACUGUCUACCUGUGGGACCACACCACUGACGAGACCAUCAACCUCAUGGAGACAGAGUACGCAGCUGGUUAUGUUUCCUCUGUGUCCUGGGGUAACGGCGGAGACUGCCUUGCUGUUGGCACGAGCAAUGGUGAGGUGCAGCUGUGGGACAUCAAGCGUCAGAAACGUCUCCGCACUCUGACCAGCCAUGUGUCCCGUGUGGGCUGUCUCAGCUGGAACAGCUACAUCCUGUCCAGCGGGUCACGCAGUGGCCUCAUCCACCACCACGAUGUCCGAGUCGCUGAGCAUCACGUGGCCACGCUCGCUGGUCAUACACGGGAGGUGUGUGGACUGAAGUGGUCUCUAGAUGGCCACUACCUUGCCAGUGGUGGUGAUGACCAUGUGGUGAACAUCUGGCCAAGCAUCCAGGGGGGCCAUGGAGGAUUUGCUCCAGUCCAGACCUUCCGUCAGCACCAGGGUGCUGUCAAGGCUCUGGCAUGGUGUCCGUGGCAGUCCAGCAUUUUGGCCACUGGAGGCGGAACCAGUGACAAACGCAUCCGCCUCUGGAACGUGUGUUCUGGCAGCUGCCUCAGCAAUGUUGAUGCCCGUUCCCAGGUUUCUUCCAUCCUGUGGUCAACAAACUACAAGGAGCUCAUUUCAGGCCAUGGAGAGAAUCAGCUGGUGAUCUGGAAGUAUCCAGCCAUGUCCAAGGUCACCAAGCUGCGAGGUCACACAGGAAGAGUCUUGAGCAUGGCUCUGAGCCCUGAUGGAGAAACAGUGGCCUCGGUUGCUGGGGAUGAAACGCUGCGACUCUGGCGCUGUUUUCAGAUGGAUCCGAUCAUGAAGAAGGAGAAAGAGAAGGCCAACAGAGUCAUCAGCAGCAUCCUUCACCAGGCCAUACGCUAAGGGCAUGGGGUUGUUGGGGGGAGCGGGGAAACCUGGUUUACUCUUACUUAUCUUUUUCAAUGUUAUUAAAUGCUAAUUAGCGUUUUAAAUUUAACAAAGUGCUUUCAUUUGUCUUUUUUUUGUGAGUCUGCUGGAAGAGGAGGCCAUGGGUGACAGAAGCAAGCCCAGCGUGGAUGCGGUGGACGAGUCCCACGGCGUCACACCAGGAUGGUCUCCAAGCCAGGAUCCCCUGCCUUUGUGCCCACCGAGGAGGUUGCAGCGCUCUGCGCCCUGCGUGCUGGUCACAGAGACAGCCCUGGAGUGACAGCUGGGACGUCAGCGACUCAGGAGCGAUCACAAGGAAGCGCCUGCAGAACCGCUGAGCCCAGAGCCGUGUGGGAGCUGAGAGACCUUCUAGGAAUGGCUGAUGGUGUCGCCUGGGGGUACCUCAUGAUGGACUUGUGGUAAAGGUUCUCUAGAAAACCCUUAGAGACUCUGGGGAAGUGCUGCAGAUGUGGGGACUUGAGGAAAGCCCUGGAAGCCAUUAAGGUGGUCGUUCUGUCUGCCUCAGCUCUGGGAGUGCCCGAUUGAAGAAAACCUUUUGAGUUGUUUGUGCAGGAAAGACAGCCUCGAGCUUUGGGGGUCUUAGCCCAGAGAGCAGGAGACAGGGAAAGACUGGAGGGGUCAUUUUCUAAGCAAUUAGGUAACGUGAGUCAGGGGUGGCCAGGGCCUACGGGCAGUGGUGGCACAAGUGCUCCUGAUUGAAGGAGCUCCAAACAGCUGCUGUAGGAAAUGCAGCUGCCUUUCUAGGGGUAAAGGGAAUAUUGGAAUUAUGGAAUCAUAAUAGCCUUUAGAAGGUAAAUCUAUGGACGGACUCUAAAUAUGCUUCGGGGGCCAUCCAUGUCCAUCGGGCAGUAAUCAAAGAAAGAGGACUGUUAACUGCACAAGGAUCCCCCAUCAAGCAUCGAGAAGGAAUUCUGCAGUUGCGGGAAGACCUCCGGAAACGGAGAGAAGUGGCCCUAAUGCAUUGCAAGGCUCCUCAGGUGGGAAACUCCCCGAUGAAGGUACGUAAUGGGCUGUCCGAGCGAGCAGCUCAAGGGCAGCGGGAAAAGGUAUCUUGGUAUUAAUCCCUUCCAUAGAGAGAGAUCUGAAUAUCCAUUGUGGGAAGCUGUGAAUCUGUUUGACCGAUAAUCCUGUCCCUCUCAAGCGCUCUCCCCCGGGAGUCACUCACAGAGGAAAUGCCCCUGGUGAUCCCUGACAGAGAGAUUUCUCUGAACUGCCCCGAUGGGGCGGAUCCCGGGACCUGUUGGGACCAGGAGACACAUUGUCAGGCUGUCCAGAGGCAUUACCAUGCAGCAGGCCUAAAGCAAGAGAGGUGACUAAAACCUCCUUGAAGGGAAUUAUACCAGGGUUUGCAAUUCCCAUAGGUCUGUUGUCAGCUAGAGCUCCUCACUUUAUAGCAGAGAUUGUACAAGAGUUGAGCCAAGUCCUAGGAAGAAAAUGGGCCCUGCCCACCCCCUGGAGCCCCCACUAGUGGGAAAGCGGAAAGGAUGAAUCAAACUCUGCAGAGACCAAAGGGUAAGAUUUGUCAGGAGCCUUCUUUGCGGUGGUCCCAAGCUCUUGCACUGGCUUUGCUAAGAACAAGGCUACAGCCAAGAGCUGAGACUUAAGACCAGUCUGUAUGAAUUAAUGUUUGGGAGGCCUUAUCAAAUGACCAUUUUUCCUCAAGACAGAGUGUUAAAAAGAGAAACAGAGCUAAAUUCUUCUCUGCUGUCACUGGGUAAAACAGUGAGUGACCUGGGGUGGUGUGUAACAUGUUCUGAGCCUCUCGCUUUAGAUUCUCCAGGACACCCUUUCCAGGCUGGAGAGUACGUCCACAUCAAGACGUGGGAGAGCGGAACUUGCAGAAAGCUGGAAGCAACCCUUUCAGGUGCUGAUAACAACUCGCACCGCCCUUCAGGUAGAAGAAAUCGACAGGUGGAUACAUUAGAUGGACGUGGAGUCAGCACCGAGUUGGGAGUGGAGAACUGUCCUUGAGGCCAGGAAUCCUCUCCAGAGGAAACUGCAGAGAAGCACCAGGGACUGACAUUUAAAAACCAAGGAGAGAUCCAAGAAACUCCUGUGCCCUCUCUGGUUUGAGAAGACCUGGGAAACCUCUUUGGAUCUGAGCUGCCAAGAAAAGUGACGGGAUGAGAAGCACCGGUGAUGGAUGCCUGCAAAGCAGUGGGACUGGUGAGGGAGGAGAUUCCGGCCCUCUGCUCCGCUCUGAGGGAGCAGUGGCUGUGGCAGAGAUGUUCUGUGCAUCCAUAGCAGUGGGAUCGGCGAGGGAGGAGAUUCCGGCCCUCUGCUCUGUUCUGAGCGGGCAGAGGAGGGGCUACAACGCAGAGAAAACCAGGGCAAGGCAAGCAGCCAGCUAGAGUCCAAGUGGAGAGAAAUGCUGAAGCCUGGUUAAUAAGGAAGAGGUUCCACUGCUGAAACAGAUGAGAAGGAGAAGAAGGGGCUCUAAGACCUGAAGGAAGGGCUCUGUCUGGAGAUGGAGGUCAGAGAGAAGUUGAUGGGAGUACCCAUCAAGAGCCCCUGCAGGAUCCUCACCUGCAGGACAGCGAGAGGGAAAAGCAAUGUGUCGGUGCCCUCCAUGCCAACAGUAUUCAGGGAUCAGCUGAGGCUCUGCAAAAUGCCUUUAUCCUUGCGCCACGUUAUGGGCUGUGCGGUACCUGCAGCGGUGGGACUUCUUGGCUGCUGGUGGAUCUACUCCCGCAGAAAGAGGCGUACAAUCUGUCCUGACCAAAGAGCAACAGGCCCCAGGACAGAGCAGCAGGAGGAAGUUGCAGGGGAGGAAUCAUCA